Triticum turgidum subsp. durum (durum wheat) is the source of this 1092-nucleotide messenger RNA. NCBI's taxonomy places the organism in Eukaryota, Viridiplantae, Streptophyta, Magnoliopsida, Poales, Poaceae. The record is from the annotation of a GenBank genome assembly.
AUGGACGUGGAUGGAUUCCACCCCGCCCAGGCGCCACACCCCUCGGCCCCGCUCGCGGGCGCCCUUGGCCCGUCCUUCGCGGAUUUCUCAUUCGUCCCGGCUGUUGUUACUUCCUCAUCCAAUGUCCAACCCGACGAGGAAGGCCCACGCUGGCGCCCCCGCGACGCCCGCGACGGCUGCGUCCUCCUUGAUUGGAUCUCCCUCAUGAACAAAAGGGAUCUCGUUGACUUCUACAAUGAUGGUCGCCUCCUCACGCGGACCAAACGGGAGCGAUGCAACGCCGCUGACUUUCACCUUGCCAUAUGUGAUCCCCUGUCCAGGAGGUAUGUGCUGCUUCCAACCAUACCUGAGGAUCUGGCUGCCCGGCCGCAUGAUUGCCUAUGGGAAUUCGAGCCCAUUCUUGCUCCCAAAACCAACAACAACAGCGAGGAGGAGCCCUUCAAGGUGAUAUGCAUAGGAAGGUGCCGGAAAAAGGUCGUCCUCUUUGUCUUCCCGUCCACAACUAUGCAAUGGUAUGUGGUCGAGUCCCCUGACCGCCUUUCUUUGGACGACAUGUCCUGUUUUGACUGUGUACGUGACUGCUUCUACUGGACACAUCUCUGGUUUUGGAGUGACAAUUUGAUGGUGCUGGACACAUGCACUUUGAAGUUUUCAACCGUCAAUUUUCUCACCGGCUACCAUCAGCAUCUCGGAGACACUGACCCGAGCUAUGAUAAUCGGCGUCCAAAUGCAGUUGUUGAGGGUAGGGAAGGAUCCAUAGAGAUGUUUUCUCUUGUCUGUCAACACGGAUCCUAUGCUCUCCACCAUACCUCUCUUCAGGAUAAUUCUCGUGAAUGGAAGUUGCAGAAGAUCGUACAACUACCUGGACAACAUCAUGCCUAUUCCAUUUCCACUGUGGGUGCAGCUGAGGGAUUCUUGUUCUUCCAAGGUGCUCUGCCUGGCAUUGCGAUUGGCAAUGUUGAUUGUUACUCAAUGGAUAUCAAAACUUAUGAAAUUGCCAAGGUCUGUAUAAAGACGGUGUAUAUGUUUGAUCGCAAAUGCGCCAUCCCCUACUUUAGCUUUCCACGGCUGUUAUCAGAACCAACUAUUUGA